Lingula anatina is the source of this 2318-nucleotide messenger RNA. Its product is annotated as high-affinity choline transporter 1. Gene Ontology annotation, biological process: acetylcholine biosynthetic process; transmembrane transport; choline transport. Gene Ontology annotation, cellular component: plasma membrane. The record is from RefSeq and is a predicted model, not a curated record. Gene Ontology annotation, molecular function: choline:sodium symporter activity. Lineage: Eukaryota; Metazoa; Brachiopoda; Lingulata; Lingulida; Lingulidae.
UCCAUGUCUCGGCCAAUAAAAACACGCUGGAGCGACCCGCCUUCAUUAAGACAGGGAGUGCUGCCCUAGUGGCCCAAACACCGCUAUGGCUGUCCAGGUGCCAGGACUCAUUGCAAUCAUCGUGUCGUAUGUUGUCGUCUUUGCCAUCGGUUUGUGGGCGGCGUGGAAGAACAGAAGACAGUGCUGCAGGGAGAAAGUGGAAGAUGUCUUUCUGGCUGGGAGAGAUAUAGGAUUAUGGCUGGGCAUGUUCACGUUAACAGCCACCUGGGUGGAUGGCUCCAUGAUAGCUGGGACAGUGGAAGGGGUAUUCAGUCAAGGCAUGCCUGCUGUCAUGGUACCACUGGGGUAUGCCGUCACCCUUGUCCUAGCUGGCCUGUUUUACGUGGAGAGAAUGCGUAGCCGGGGUUACAUCACUAUGCUUGACGCAUUUGAAAAGAAGUUUGGGGAAGUGAUGACGGUGUUGAUGUUCAUACCAGCGCUCUCUGGGGAUUUGUUUUGGUGUGCAGCGACGCUUGCGUCUUUAGGCACCACCCUGACAGUGGUGAUCGGUAUGGACCACUCCACUGCAGUGAUCGUGUCCACCGCAGUAGUCCUGGCGUACACUCUGUUCGGGGGCCUGUACUCCGUGUCGUACACUGACGUCAUACAAGUCUUCCUGUUGUUUAUAGGCCUGGGUGUCGCUGCUCCAUUUGCGCUUUCUCACCCGUCGGUCACUCCCCUGCCUGACUCCAUGACCACGUGGGUCGGGGAGGUCCAGCCCAAACGUAUAGCUACCUUCAUAGACGUGGCCCUCCAGAUCAUCCUGGGGGGCAUACCUUUCCAGCCGCUGUUCCAGCGGGUUCUUGCCGUCAAAACGAUAAGAAAAGCUCAGAUCGUGUGCUAUGCAGGAGCAGUGGGGACCGUUCUCGGUACAAUACCCCCGGUUUUACUGGGAUUGGCAGCUGCCUCAUCGAAUUGGACAGAGACGGCUUACGAGGGCACCAUCCCUAUCCCUCAGGAAGACAAAAAGUUUAUCUGCUCCCUGGUUCUCCAGUACCUGUGUCCCUUUGUGGUCUCCAUGUUUGGUCUCGGGGCCAUGAGCGCCGCCGUCAUGUCGUCUGCUGAUUCUCUGAUUUUGUCUUCAAGUUCUUUGUUUUCAGGCAAUGUGUGGAGAGUGCUGAGGAGACACAAGGCUAAAGAUCAAGAAUUGGUCUGGGUGAUGCGCUUCUUCAUGCUGGUCUUCGCAGUAGUAGCGGCCUAUCUAGCAAUCAAAAUAGAGAGCAUAUUUUCCUUGGCAACGCAAUUUCUUGAAAUCGUCUACGUUGUCCUUUUCCCGCAGUUGACAGCAGUGCUAUUUGUUGAUUUCACCAAUGCCUACGGCUCGAUCGUUGGUUACAUCCUGUCUUGGGUCAUCCGGGGACUAAGCGGGGAGCCAAUGCUGUCUCUGCAGCCAAUCAUCUUCUGGCCUUUCUACGACCACGAGGCGAAUGGCGGGGAAGGUGAGCAGCUAUUUCCCCACAGGACUUUUUGCGUGAUCGUCGCUUUCAUAGCCAUUAUUGGGGUUUCGUAUGUAACCGACUUUUUCUUCAAAAAUGAUAUUUUACCGAAGAGAUUUGAUAUUUGUUACAGCGUGGUCAAUAACACAGACAGAACAGAAAAAAAAGAGAACACAGAUUCGAGUCCGAGGGCAACGGGCACUGAUAAUAAGACUUUUCAGGAAAGCAAUGGAGAACCGAAGAACACUGUCCUUUAACAUCUUUACUGAAUUAAUCUCGCCGAUUGAAGUCCACAACCUGGUUGAAGGAAAUGGGUACUGCAUUUACUGAUGCGUCUACCACAUGGAUUAUUUUAUGGUCAAAUAAGAAACUUCUUAUUUUUAAUAUAAUUCUGUCAAUUUUUGAUAAAUUAUUCAGGUGCCCAAGUUAACAUACUGCUCCACAUGUUAAUAUUGUGUAUAAAUGGAAAUGAGUGUGAUCAAUGCUUAAAAGGAUGCUUUAAGUUGCAAAAGGAUUGGCUUCAGCUCCAUGGUGAAAUUAAAAUCAACUUCAGUUUAAUUGUGUAUGAACACAGUAAAUAUAUCUUUACGACUUCAACAUUUGCUUUGAGUUGCAAAGGGAUUGGCUUCAAUUACAAGUUGAAAUUAAAAUCAACCUCUGUUUAACUGUGUAAAAAUAUAGCAUAUAUAUCUUUAUGACUUCAAUAUUUUUACAAAAACAAUAUCAUUUGGAUAUGCUUCAUGGUCAUGUACUGUAACUCAUCAUCGAUACCGAAUAUAUGGAACACCGUCUGUUUUAUCAGUAUAGAUUGAUCUCUCAUGAGCAUGCAUUGUAUGUAUGUUU